GGUUGCGCUUAGACGGCCGUAUUGUGUUAUUUGAUAAGGGCCCUUCGGAGGAACUAGGAGGGCACAAUCGAGCCAGAGGGUGGGUUGCCCGGAUUUCGAAACAUACCGAGAUGAGAAGACAGUGAAUGCUGAAUGAAACCUAUCUUUACUGUGUUUAAUCUUGUGGCAUCUUCUCAAGAUAUUGCUCACACAGGACUCGAGUUAAUGGUCGCCAUGUUCACAGAAGUCGGACAGCAACAUGGUGCAUGCGCAACGCUCGCGGGUCCUCCAACUACCUUCAUUCACGCCCAUCGGCUCGGAGACAACAGACAUUGCAAGUGGAUGUUUUCCUAAAAUAAAAUCACAACACCAUCUGACGGCGAUACUUGAUUAAUCAGUACCUGGAUAUUGUCGGCCUUGAAUGAUAUCCUGAGGGUGAGCAUUUGUACUUGGAAAUCUUGUACUUCGAGUCAAGAUGUGAAUCUUGAAAUUCACUUGGACCUGACUAUCAUCAGCCAUUGAGUCCUUCUAAAGUUAAAUGGAAAAGUACCGAGACACAGAGCUAAAUGAGUUUAAUCGUCCAUGAUUAUGGAAACAGCUUAAACUGAAAAAUCAUUGCACAUUUACAGUGGGGAAAGACUGUACACAUGUUUGUAUGCAAGAGGCUGGAACUGGCUGUCAUGGAGAAACCAUGGAAAUGUGGAGAUUGUGCAAAGGGAUUCCGGUGCCCAUCUGAGCUGGAAACCCAUCGCCUCAGUCACACGGGGAAGAAACCGUUCACCUGCUCCGACUGUGGGAAGGGAUUCACCAAGUCAUCCAACCUGAAAUCACAUGAGAGAGUUCACACUGGGGAGAGGCCGUUCAUCUGCUCUGAAUGUGGGAAGGGAUUCACUCGGUCAUGUCACUUACUGACACACCAACCAGUUCACACCGGGGAGCGGCCAUUCACCUGCUGUGUGUGUGGGAAGAGAUUCACCAAGUCAUCCAACCUGAGGACGCACCAGCGAGUACACACUGGGGAGAGGCCUUUUAUCUGCUCUGAGUGUGGAAAGGGAUUUAGUGAUUCAUCCACUCUGCUCACACACCGGAGAGUUCACCUAGGGGAGAGACCAUUCACCUGCUUCGAGUGUGGGAAGGGAUUCACUCGGUCAUCCUACCUGCUGACACAUCAGCGAGUACACACUGGGGAAAGGCCAUUUGUUUGCUGCAUGUGUGGGAAGGGAUUCACUCUGUUAUCCAUCCUGCAGACACACCAGCGAGUUCACAAGGGAUCACACGGAUUGGAUUCUGCUGCUCUUUCUUUUGCUAAUCAUGUCCAGGACUGAAUCUU
Molecule: messenger RNA, 1309 nt
Organism: Rhincodon typus (whale shark)
Lineage: Eukaryota; Metazoa; Chordata; Chondrichthyes; Orectolobiformes; Rhincodontidae
Product: zinc finger protein 239-like
Exons: 3
Coding region: 627-1304 (225 amino acids)
Biological process (GO): regulation of DNA-templated transcription
Molecular function (GO): DNA-binding transcription factor activity, RNA polymerase II-specific; RNA polymerase II cis-regulatory region sequence-specific DNA binding
Source: RefSeq, a predicted model, not a curated record